Molecule: messenger RNA, 3045 nt
Organism: Oryzias latipes (Japanese medaka)
Lineage: Eukaryota; Metazoa; Chordata; Actinopteri; Beloniformes; Adrianichthyidae
Gene: caprin2
Product: caprin family member 2
Biological process (GO): positive regulation of canonical Wnt signaling pathway
Cellular component (GO): cytoplasm
Molecular function (GO): signaling receptor binding
Source: RefSeq, a predicted model, not a curated record
GACUGAGGGGGGGCGCGGCCUCCGGUGCAGAACAUCUGUGUGGGGCGCUGGUCCUGUCUGGACUUCCACCGUCUCUGAAGAGCCAAGGCGCAGUUCUUUCAUUCAGGCGGACCCGCAGUUGCCGGCUGCCAUGGUGCAACUUUACACCUUGCCUGUUCUGGAUGCUCCUCAUCUACCUGAGCAUUCAGUGGAGGAGGAUGAGGAGGAUGAGGGCCAGCAGAUGAAGGAUGAGGUGCCGGGGAUGCAGCAGGUCAGCCUGGAGGUGUCCACUGCAUACCACGGCUAUGAAACCUAUAUUGAAGAUGGCCUCAUCUGUCUGAAACACAAGAUCAGGAACCUGGAGAAGAAGAAGCUGAAGCUGAAGGAGUACAAGAAGAGGCUUAUCCAGGGCGAGGAGCUGAACAAAGAUCAGAAGGCAGCUGUGGAGAAGUUCGAGGAGGUGCUUCAUAACCUGGAUUUUGCCCGGGAGCUGCACAAAACUUUGGAUGGCCUGACUCAGAAUCUGCUGAAAGCCCAGAAGAAGGUUGUUAAAAAAGAUCAGGUAGAGAGAGUGGAGGCCGAGAGGAGGCGCCUGGCUAUGGUCCUGAAAAUCCACUACCUCCUGGGUAAUAUGCAGCAGGAGCACAUCCAGAAGGACUUGAUGACUGGAAACAACCAGGCACCACACAUCCCCAGCCAGAAGCUGCACAGCCUGAACCAGCUUGCCGCCAUGCUGGGAGUCCAAAGAGACAACGGACUGAGCCUAGAUGAGCAGAUGCAGAAGGCUGCACUGGUCUACAUGGACCUUCUGGAGGGAAAGGACCAACCAGUGGCUGGAUCCACUUAUAAGCUGUUGAAAGAGGAGAUUACCAGACUGAUGGAUUGCAAGUAUUUGAGCCGAUUUCUGCCUCAACCCAACAAGUCUGCAGAGUUGUUUCUGGGCUUAGGAAGCCACAGCACAAGUGGAACUUCCAAAGAGCUUUUUCCCAGACUACCCCUGCAGGAUGUGAAGGGGCCUAACAAUCCAAACUGGAAGGAUGAUUUCCAGUCCAUGAAGGAGCAGGAGCCUCCUGACAGCUGGGAUGCUGAAACCUCUGAUGGACCCUCAUCUCCACUAACCGGUGUCCCAAAACCUUGGAGAGGAGCUGCUGUGCUCAUCCCGAAGGCUGUCCGAGCUGCAUCAAAGCAGCGCACUGUUUCCAAACCGAGAAAAGAGAAGACCAAAAAGGAACAAAGCACAAAGACUAUACUUCAAAUGGAAAUACCUGUGGAAAUUUUUCAAUCCCCACCUACUUUGCCCAAAGAUCCCAUACUAAGGAAACGGCACCUUGAGGAGCUCAUGAUGAAGAUCCAUGGCUCUUUCAGCUUUAUGCAGGACUCUUUAUUAGAUGGAGAGAAUUCUACCAGCAGUAUACCCAGACCGAAGAGACUUCCAUCUGGGGCUUCUUCUCCUUUGGCUUAUGGUGGUCUAAGAAGUCCUGUUGAUAUUCUACCCAAAGUGAUGAGUUCCACCCCACUGCCUACUAGACUGAAAGAACGCAAGGCCAGUGUGUCAAGUGAGGAACAAUGUCUUGAACGUGCUGACUUGCAGCUUUCCUCAAAGGACCUACCUCAUUCUCUGCAGGCGUCUCUUCAAUUGGACGGCAGAAAACAAUUUUCCUCCCCACCUCUUUACAGCCGAGAACUACCGGAUGCUUCUGCAGACGAGAGUAACUCUUCUGGUAUGUCAGUUAAUGGCCCAUGUAAACACUCCCCCACUAAUGGAGUAACAUCGUCCAAUUCUACACCCCCUAAGAGAGAGACUUUUUCCACACCUCCCACUAGACGACCUCUGACCUCUGCACAGUUCGGAAACAUUCAGGCGGUCUUUAAGGUGGGACCAGGACUACCUCAGGUUGGGGAGCUGGACUACAAGUCGAAGGUUGAUUUCUCUGAGCCACAGUACAGCAUUGCUAGCACCCAAACACCGUCUGAGUUUGCUCCCACAGACGACGAGCCUCAGCUGGUGUACCAGCCAGAGUACAUGCUGGAUAAUGGAGAUGACUUCCUGUCCUCUGGCCUCCCAAGUGGGGCUUUGGGUCGAACCAACCACUCUUACUACAGGGGACCUGUAAGAGGAGGAGCCUAUAUCCCCCAGCCAUAUAUCAGAGACUCUGGUUCUCUCCUCUAUGCGCCAAGAGAUUCAACACACCACCAUGUGUACAGACAAGGAGGGAGACACGGGUCGAUUGCAGCUUGGAGUGAUUCUUCUCAGGUCAGCAGUCCAGAACGGGAUGGGACCUUUACCAUGGUGGAUUCUGGUCAUGGAGACUCAAUGUCUGUGUCAACCGUGGAGGUCCCAAUGACUCCCCACAGCCACCAAGCCCCCUUACUUCCUAUGCACCUGUACCCACUCUCCCAGCCGAUGAGAGUGGCGUUCACCACCUCUCGUACUGCUAACUUUGCUCCGGGCAACCUUGACCAGCCCAUCGUGUUUGACCAGCUGCACAGCAACCUGGGGGAGGCGUAUGACACCCACAUUGGAAGGUUCACCUGUCCAGUGAAUGGAACAUAUGUGUUCAUCUUCCACAUCCUGAAGCUGGCGAUCAACGUUCCCCUCUAUGUUAACCUCAUGCGCAAUGAAGAAGUGAUGGUGUCUGCCUACGCCAACGAUGGCGCCCCGGAUCACGAGACUGCCAGUAACCAUGCAAUUCUGCCACUUUUCCAAGGGGACCAGGUGUGGCUGCGGUUGCACCGUGGAGCCAUCUAUGGCAGCACGUGGAAGUACAGCACCUUCUCCGGCUUUCUGCUCUACCAGGACUAAACCAGGUUGGGGUUUCCUUGACUUCCAAUGUUCUGCUUGAGCUUUUGGAUGUAUCGUCAAAGAGCCUCAGGGGAACUGUAACAGACUGUACUGCCAUUGCUAGUGGCUGGUCUGCAGUGUUGAUUUCCAGGCGUAGAAACGGAAACUUCUUGGUGGUGGGUUUGGUGAAUUGCACUCGAGACCAAACUGUAGCACUGAUGGAUUACUUUGAGAACUGGGAAGAGAUCUGAUGUGCCAGAAUAAAGGUUAAGCAGUCAAUUGAG